Messenger RNA from Ipomoea nil (Japanese morning glory), 1862 nucleotides. RefSeq names its product non-specific phospholipase C4-like. Gene Ontology annotation, molecular function: hydrolase activity, acting on ester bonds. The transcript is spliced from 4 exons. Gene Ontology annotation, biological process: phospholipid catabolic process. NCBI's taxonomy places the organism in Eukaryota, Viridiplantae, Streptophyta, Magnoliopsida, Solanales, Convolvulaceae. Bases 121 to 1737 code for a protein of 538 amino acids. The record is from RefSeq and is a predicted model, not a curated record.
UAAUUUUCCCCAGCUAGGCCACAUUGGUUCUUUCUUUAACCAUUAGUUCUAGAACCUUUAAAACCCUAAAGAGAUCUUUCAGAGAACAGAAAGAAGAAGAAGAAGAAGAAAAUAUAUGCAAUGGGUCCCUCUUCAGAGAUUUCAGAUGGUUCAAUAUUUCCGAUCAAAACUGUUGUUGUGCUGGUCCAAGAAAACCGGUCAUUUGAUCACAUGCUGGGAUGGAUGAAAAGCCUGAACCCCGAAAUCAAUGGCGUCGCCGGAAAGGAGUCCAACCCGCUCCCCACCUCCGGCGGCGCCCAAAACUCGACGAACGACGUCGUCUUAUUCGGGAACAAAUCGCAGUACGUUGAUCCGGACCCGGGCCACUCGAUCCAGGACAUCUACGAGCAAAUAUUCGGGGCGCCGUGGAGCCAAGACUCGGCCGGCAAGAAACUGGAGCCGACCAUGCAAGGGUUCGCGGCGAACGCGGAGAGGAAUCAGGCGGGCAUGUCCGGCGCGGUGAUGAACGGGUUCGUGCCGGAGGCGGUGCCGGUUUACAAGGAGCUUGUGAGGGAAUUCGCGGUGUGUGACCGGUGGUUCGCCUCCGUCCCCGCCUCCACGCAGCCGAAUAGGCUGUUCGUGCACUCCGCCACCUCGCAUGGCGCCACCAGUAAUGACACCAAAAAGUUGAUCGAAGGUUUCCCGCAGAAGACAAUCUUUGAGUCCAUGGAUGAAGCUGGCUACUCAUUUGGGAUUUACUAUCAGUAUCCACCCUCCACACUCUUCUACCGGAACCUUAGAAAAUUGAAGUACAUUAAGAACUUCCACCAGUUUGAUAUUCACUUCAAGACUCAUUGUAAGGAGGGUAAGCUGCCCAACUAUGUGGUAGUUGAACAACGUUAUUUUGACUUGAAAAUAUUACCUGGGAACGACGACCACCCCUCCCAUGAUGUGUUCGAGGGCCAAAAAUUCGUUAAAGAAGUUUAUGAAGCGUUGAGAUCCAGUCCUCAAUGGAACGAAAUGUUGUUCCUAAUCAUAUACGAUGAGCAUGGUGGGUUCUACGAUCAUGUGCCCACUCCGGUCACCGGAGUCCCAAAUCCCGAUGGCUUAAUCGGCCCCCAACCUUACAAUUUUCAGUUUGAUCGCCUUGGCGUUAGGGUUCCGGCUAUUAUGGUUUCUCCUUGGAUUGAACGAGGAAAAGUGAUUACAAAAUAUUGUGUGGGUGCAGUGUUGCAUGGACCUUCAGGACCGUUCCCUAACUCAGAAUACGAGCAUUCUUCCAUUCCAGCAACGGUGAAGAAAAUUUUCAAUUUGAACCAGUUUCUUACUGAGCGGGACGCAUGGGCAGGCACAUUUGAGACUGUGAUAACUAGAACUACUCCAAGAAAAGAUUGCCCAGAAACAUUGGCAGAACCAGUGAAAUUACGGUCGGCCGAAGCGAAAGAAGAUGCAAAUUUGACAGAGUAUCAAAAAGAGAUGGUGCAGAUGGCAGCUGUUCUAUGUGGAGACCACAUGAAAGAAGACUACUAUCCCCAUAAGUUGGUAGAGAAUAUGAGUGUUGCAAAAGCUGCUGAUUACUCUCACCUGGCCUUCAACAAGUUCUUAGGUGAUUGCGAGAAUGCAAGGCAGCGUGGGAUCCAUGGAGAUUAUUCCGUCGUUGCUUUGUCAAAACAACCGCCGUCGCCCAACACUACUCCCAGGAAACCCAAAUCCUUCGCUACCAAGUUCCUUUCCUGUAUUGCUUGUGGCCGUAAUUGAUUCAUUAGCGCAGCUUUGAUAUAAUUAUAUUCAUGGUUUUUAUGGACAAUACUUUUUUUUUCCUGUUAUUUGGGAUCUAUAAUUUGUUUUAUUUGACAAAUGCAAGUCAUUGUGGAAAAUGUUGA